CCAGAUACCAGUUGGUGGCGGUAACGCAACAUUUCGUUCCGGCAGCCGAAGAAGAAGCUGCUGCGCUGCUGACGUUGAUGAGCCGGAGCCGGUGACCGGCUGCAGAUCGGACCGACCCCCGGCCGAAGUCUUCCCCCAGGAGGAGCAGCCUUCCCCGGCACACUGUAGCCUGAGAGGAUGGGAAACCUGGCGCUCUCCACCGGUCUCUUCCGGAGUGAUCCACCCGUGACACGAGUCAGUGAAGGACGGUUCACAACCAGGCGGAUCCGGAGUGGGAUCACUUAUUAUUACGCUCCAAUGACCGGAGCAGCAGAAGAGACUUUAUAUUCUGCCAAAGACUCUCAGGCCUCUGCUCCUCUCAGCACCUCCUCCUCUUUAGACCCCUCCUCCUGUCCAAUGCUCUCAGAUUCACCUCCUUCCUCCCAAAACCAGUCUGCGUCCCGUCCCCUUCUUCUUUUCUUCUCGUGGCUCGGUGCCCAGCCGUGGUCGGUGGCCAAGUACAGAGACCUCUACAUGGCCCGGGGCAUGGACGUCCUGCUGGUCCAGAGCAGCGUGAUGCACUUCCUGUGGCCUCGCUGGGGGCGGGACUACGGCCUGGAGGUCCUGGAGGUUCUGGAGGAGCCUCAGUUCUCGGGGAGGGCGGUGCUGGUGCACGCCUCCUCCAUCGGCGGCUAUACGUUCACCCAGACACUCACCCACAUCUCCCAGGAACAGGAAAAACACGCCGGGCUGGCUCAGAGAGUGGUAGGACACGUCUAUGACAGCCUGGUGGUUGGCUCUCUGGAGCACAUGGCCAUAGGCCUCGGCAAGACUCUGUUGCCCCGUUUGGAGAGAUUUGUGAAAAACGCAGCCAUGUUUUACUUCUGGCUCUUCAAAUCCCACACGGCAGACUUCUACAACAGCAGCAUCCAGGUUUUCCGCAACAACCCGAUCGAUGCUCCGGCUCUCUUCUUCUUCAGUGAAGACGACGCUCUGUGCAACUGGGUGGAGCUCGAACGGUUAAUGGACCUCUGGAGGAAAAGGGGCGUGGCUGUGCAGAGCAGGAAGUGGAAGGUGUCCAAACAUGCGGCACACAUGCGGUGCCACCCAGAAGAAUACCUCUCCACGCUGGAGAAGUUCUUGACCUCGCUGCCUGUUUCCACCCGCAUAGCAAAACUGUGAAGUUUAGUUUGACUUAAAGUACUUUAUGGCUUCAAAGACAAUCUAUUCCAAUCAUUUUAUCUUUAGUCUAGACGGAAUUGUCCAAAAAGUUAAAGUGAGGAGCAUUUAUGGGUACAAGUCAGGAAC
This is a messenger RNA of Centropristis striata (black sea bass), 1287 nucleotides long. RefSeq lists its product as uncharacterized. Bases 178 to 1161 code for a protein of 327 amino acids. The record is from RefSeq and is a predicted model, not a curated record. Lineage: Eukaryota; Metazoa; Chordata; Actinopteri; Perciformes; Serranidae. The transcript is spliced from 3 exons. Gene Ontology annotation, molecular function: serine hydrolase activity.